This is a messenger RNA of Chaetomium globosum CBS 148.51, 1533 nucleotides long. RefSeq lists its product as uncharacterized. Gene Ontology annotation, molecular function: histone binding; histone H3K79 methyltransferase activity. NCBI's taxonomy places the organism in Eukaryota, Fungi, Ascomycota, Sordariomycetes, Sordariales, Chaetomiaceae. Gene Ontology annotation, biological process: regulation of transcription regulatory region DNA binding; DNA repair; subtelomeric heterochromatin formation. The record is from RefSeq and is a predicted model, not a curated record. The transcript is spliced from 2 exons. The coding region runs from base 1 to 1533 and encodes 510 amino acids. Gene Ontology annotation, cellular component: nucleus; nucleosome.
AUGAGCAUAUUCAACCAGAAAUCCAAAUUCAAGGUCAAGACCGAAGUGCGCAAGGUCAAGCAAGCGGUGGAGCCGACGCCCGAGAGCAAAAAGAGAUACGUCGGCAACGGCAGCGCCAGCGCCAGCACUAACGGCACGCCGCGCGCGUCGCCCACCCCCUCCUCCCUGCAGGUGAAGCGCCCGCGACCACGGCCCGGCGCCGGCGCCGCCUCCCCCGCGACCGGGCCCUCGCUGUCCUCCUCCACCUCAGCCUCGCCGCUGGACCUGACCCGAAAACGCCGGGCGCCCGCGGGCAGCAGCAGUAGCCGAUCCCCGGCGACGGCGAGCCCCGCGCCGCGCGCCCUCAGCGACUCGGAGCCCGGGUCGGAUGACGACGAUGACGACGACUGGCGGGACCGGCUGGACCCGAGCAAGCGGCGGAAGCGGGCGCACACGGAAGACCCGGACCGGCGGCUGAGGCAUCCGAGGCUGUGGGCGGGGCAGGGCGACGAGGACAAGCCGGGGAUCGUGCACGCGGUGCAGGUGGCGUCGCUAGCGGACAAGUGCCAGCCGGUGAUGAAGCUGGCGCGGGACGAGGUGGGCGUGCGGCUGCGGUAUCCCGGGGCGAAGUAUACUGAGCGGUAUGAGCUCGUGUGGGGCAAGGAUAAGAUCGACGGCGCCCUGGAUAUCAUGAAGGUGGUCAAGUUUGUGGCAUCGACAUACCUCACCGACGCCGAGGCAAAACCGUUUCUGGACCAUAACCUUGGUAUCAACCGCCGACUGGAGAAGAGUAAGAACACCAAUGACGGGGAAGGAUUUAAGGCGGCUCUGGCGGAAUACAAUAACCAGCUACUGGCCCUUCAAACGGAAGGCGCAAUAGCAAGGAACAUCGAUGCCAUGCGCGGUGUGCCCAGAGAGCUCGUCGAGUUCAUCUUGGACCAAGUAUACGACCGUACUGUGGCGCCCAAAGUCGAUCUUCUGGCCAAGUACGAGAACGGCACCGACAAUGUCUAUGGCGAGCUGCUCCACCCGUUUAUUUCCGACAUCUUCGACCGCACAAAGCUGAGUUCGGACAUGGUCUUUGUCGACCUCGGCUCGGGAGUCGGCAACGUGACGCUCCAGGCGGCCCUGGAAAGGGGAUGCGAGAGCUGGGGCUGCGAGAUGAUGGAGAACGCGUGCAAUCUCGCCGAGGCGCAAAAGAAGGAGUUCACGGCGCGCUGUCGAAUGUGGGGCAUCGCGCCGGGCAAGGUGCACCUGGAACGGGGCGAUUUCCGGAAGAGCGAGAGGACCUUGGCGGCGUUGAAACGAGCCGACGUGGUCCUAGUCAAUAACCAGGCAUUUACCUCGGAGUUGAACGACCACCUCGUCAACAUCUUCCUGGACCUCAAGAUCGGGUGCAAGAUCGUGUCGCUCAAGACCUUUGUCCACGACAACAAGAUCGCCGAGAACGAUGUGGCGUCGUCCAUUUUGGAAGUUGAGGACUUGAGAUACCACGAGGGUUAUGUUAGCUGGACGGGAGCCGCAGGGUCAUUUUGCAUUUCGACGAGAAAGUGA